UCUGAAGAAAGAGACCGGUCGAAGUCAGGAAGGAUUUCAUUCAAAUCCAAACAUUUGCCCCUUGUAACGAAAGCAGAAUAUUCCUAAAGCAACCAUUUGCACCUUUAAUAAAAUCAGAAACAUGUAGGUAACUUACGUGAAACAAGCCCGUAUCCGGUGACCCAUUUAACAAUUUCUGUAUCUCUAUUUCGCUACCCCUUUGCGUUCCUCUAUCUUACGUACGUUCAGGCGCGAGCGUAUGAUUCGCGCUGAAUGUAUAUCGUAGCUAUACACUUGUCUCUACGAUACCUAAGUGCAUACGCGUUUGUAGACCGGCAGAAAUCUUGAUGUGCUAGUGCAGAGUUACGAAUUCUCUCGAUCUUGUAUACGCACACAUAUACACGCAACACAUUAAGACAAAAGUGGCGUGUGCAGACGCCACUAUACGAAUAUAUAUGUAUGUGUGUGUAUGUCCAUAUAAAUCUAUGUACGUAACGUAUGCGUACGUGUGAGCGCGCGUGCGUAUAGAUAACCGUAUAUCAGAGGCGGUGAAACGCGGUGCGAGUAAUACAUAAAUCAGCUGGUCUGCAGGCUGCCAUAUCAUUUCGUACAACGGUCAUGAAUGAAUAGAGCCGUGUGUGAGUUAUCGUUUUACCUGCUCUUUCAAAAUCUAACGCAGCUCGCGGCUCUUCGCUUUCUCGUACAUUUAUGUAAUUCGCGCGUCACGUGUAUCGCGAAGCUCGUACACUGUCAUUCACAAAUGCGUGAAGUUGCAUAUAUACGAGUAAAUUCCGCAACGAAACAUAACAUAACGUAUAACAUGAUUAAUAAUUUCUUAUACAUAUAAUAAUAAUUCAGCGACACGAUAGCCUCGACAUCGUAUCGAAUUAGAAAAGCGAAAAAAUUAAUCCGCUAGAUCACUAAUGGUAAACGCUAUACACGUCGGAGGAGCAAGAUUAAUACGGUUUUAAAAAAUCAUAUUCGGGGAUGAUGAUGUCGGGUGUUUUUGAGCGCCACCUGGAUAAUUCGUGUUUGCUGUUUAUUUCGACGACGAUCAAACAACUCGUUGAUUUCACGGUUAUCGAAUUAAUUUAUGGGAUAAUAUUUUAUUAUGACAUUAAUUUAUCUUUGGCGUGAGUUUGUCUCGUAAUCUCGUUAACCGAAAUAUACGUACAUAGAUUUUUUGACGUUUGAAACAUCGAACGAUUAAGCGAAUCGAGAUAUAAUAUUAUACGUAGGAGGAGGUGAAUCCUCCGCGUAUAUGUGCGUUUCAAUCGAUUGCAAGUAAGCUAGAUGUAAUUUAAAAGAUGUAACAUAGCGAUUGAAGGAAAAUGUUAUUUUAUCGGAAAGGAGCACUGAACGAAAUGAAAUGGCUGCGUCGCUCUUGAAAAUGUAUAGUAGUCCCAUCCGCAAAUGCCUCAAACAUGUUUCGAAAUACUGUCGAAUUGGAAGCAGGAGAGCAACUUUUCAUUGUACGGCAACAAAUUUGAGAGUAAAAUGCAGCGAUAAACCAUUUUUCACAACUCGUUUGGCUCUACCUCCCGAUUACGAGAACGUAGCUGAUUUCAUGUGCGAAGCAUACUACAAACACGAACCGGUAGUCAUCAACAUCGGUCUCGGAGGUACAGAGGCUCCACCUAUUUGGAGGCGUAUGAUGCUAGAACAAGUAAAGGCCGGAUACUCGAUCAUCGCUGAGAAUCGAGAGAACUGUAUAAUUGGUGCUGCCCUAAAUUGUAUAACGGACCAUAACGAACUGAAAAUGUUAUGUAAAUUGGCAAGAUGCUGCGAGGACGGACCUCUUCGCGAUCUUAUCGAAUUUUUCGCUUUCGUAUUCGAAGCACCUAGACUUUGGGAACGUUUUCCCGUAAGACUCGUCUUUGAACAAUGCAGUUUAGCAGUAAGUUGUGAGUAUCAAGGUUUAGGAAUCGCCAAAAGAUUGAUCCAGGAAAGCUGGCACUUGGCACGCGACUGUGGCUAUCGAUUGUUCAGACUAGAUUGCAAUAGCAGCUAUUGUGCAAAGAUAGCCCAAGGUUUUGGAUGGCCAAUGAUCUGGGAUAUACCAUUCGAUCAAUAUGUCAAAAAUGGUAAAGUCAUCUUCAACCAUGUUAAGGAACCACAUACUACGUGUCGUGUCUUCGUUGAUCGUUUACGAUAUUGUAAAACCUACUGUCUUCCUUAUAAGGAAUGUAAAACAACAACAUCUGCUCCGUUCCCAGAAAAGUAAAAUAAAUGUUCUUACAUUCUUGCGUUUGUCAAUUAUUAAAAUUGUUAAUAUUCAUCGAA
Bombus terrestris (buff-tailed bumblebee) is the source of this 2262-nucleotide messenger RNA. RefSeq lists its product as uncharacterized. The transcript is spliced from 3 exons. The record is from RefSeq and is a predicted model, not a curated record. NCBI's taxonomy places the organism in Eukaryota, Metazoa, Arthropoda, Insecta, Hymenoptera, Apidae. The coding region runs from base 1349 to 2203 and encodes 284 amino acids.